Molecule: messenger RNA, 2444 nt
Organism: Pelmatolapia mariae (spotted tilapia)
Lineage: Eukaryota; Metazoa; Chordata; Actinopteri; Cichliformes; Cichlidae
Product: XK-related protein 8-like
Exons: 3
Coding region: 232-1518 (428 amino acids)
Biological process (GO): phosphatidylserine exposure on apoptotic cell surface; apoptotic process involved in development; engulfment of apoptotic cell
Cellular component (GO): plasma membrane
Source: RefSeq, a predicted model, not a curated record
UUUAAGUUGUUUUAAAUUGUAUUCAUGUCUCGGUGGACAUACUACAGUUGAUUAUAUGUAUGCAUGUGUGUAAAAUACAAUAUGUCUUUAAGAUGGGUGGAUAUCAGCUCAUAUCAUGGGUGGAUCAGUUUCUAGGAGGUGGUUUUUAAACACUGGCCCUUUCAGUUUCAGUUUAUGAGCUGUCUUAAACCUUAACAUAUAGCUGCUUCAGAAGCAGGCCAUCGAGGCAGCAUGCCGGGGUCUGAGGAUGAGUUUAAAUGCUGCACUCGGGACUUUCUCUUCACCUGUGUGGACUUGUUGCUGUUCCUGUUUGAUAUAGGGUUGGAUAUAUGGGCUGCUGUGUCCCUCUACAAGCAGGAGGCCUACGUGUACUUCAGCCUCCUGCUGCUGUUUCUCUUGGGCUCGUCCAUGUUGGUUCAGGUGUACAGCUGGCUGUGGUACCGCUACGAUGAUUUUAAGAUGAAGACAAAGAUUGAGAAGAAGCCGAGCCAGUGCCAGCUCAAGCUGCUGCAUGUUUUCCAGCUGGGGAUCUUCUUCAGGUUGUUUCAUGAGUGUGUUCAGUGUGUUCAUAGUGCCCCAGGAGUCAUGGAGAAGUCUGUGCAAAGCUUAUACAGAAAGCGCGCUGACGCUGAGAGUGUGGCCAAGUUUCUGAGACAGGAUCUCCGCAUUUUGCGUUUCAUUGAGACGUUUUCAGAGAGCGCCCCGCAGCUUGCUCUCAUGCUCACAAUCAUUCUGCACGAAGGUCGGCUGGAUCCUGUUACAGAAUUACUUGGAUCUUCUAACAAAGAAUCAGCGUUUGUUCUAACUCUGCCCCUCGCUCUCCCCUCAGUGUUGAAGGCCAUCGGCUCGACUUUGUCCAUCGCCUCCUUUUUGACCACCUACGAUCACUCAAUGCGCACCUUCCUGCCAGAGAAGGAAAAACACCACAUGAUCUCAUUAGUUUUCUACUUCAUCUGGAACCUGGUUCUCAUCUCUUCUCGUCUCACUGCUCUCGCUGUUUUCGCCUCCGUGCUGCCCUGCUUCAUCUUCGCCCACUUCAUCUGCUCUUGGCUGGUUUUAUUCUUCUUCGCUUGGCGAUCCAAGACGGACUUCAUGGAUGACCCUCGUGCAGAAUGGCUUUACAGAUCCACUGUUGGCCUCAUUUGGUAUUUUAACUGGUUUAGUGUGGCCAAAGGGAUGAGGAUCAGGUCCGUGCUCUAUCACGCGUAUAUCCUUAUUGAUAUUUGCAUCCUCUGUGGUUUGUGGUGCUGGAAGAUGAGCACAGAUCCUCCUGAUUUUGUGACACACCCUUUAACCACGGCUGCCUGUGUUGUUGCUGUUUACGUCCUUGGUCUGUUAUUUAAAGUUAUUUAUUAUACGUUCUUCCAUCCAAACCUUGAUAAAGAUAAGCUGAAAGGGGCCACCAUCCCAGAGGAGCAACCUGAAGAUGAAGAGCGAUCUCAUUCAGUUCCUACACGUCUCCUUAAGGCCACUGACAAUAAAAGAAUGAGGAAGCUGGCCGAGAACUUCUUCUGCUGACCUGCAUCAUUUGACAUCCACAGGAUGUGGAGGUUAGAAAGAGACUGAGUCAUGUAGGUCACAAGGCUGUGCGGGACUGAGGACUGACCUGCUGCCUGAUUACAGAUACAGACACAGAUACAAUAUUGAAUUAUUUUGCUCAGGUUGAUGUGGGGAUGAAUGUACAGAAACUCUUUAUGCUCUGUGUAAUCGAUCCCUUAAUUGAUUAACUUAGGGACAUGGAUAUUCUAGGUACUUUCAAUGAGGAGAAGAGGGACAAGAAAACUAGAACACUUCCUUAUGCUGUCUUAUAGAGAACACUCUAUGGCAUUUAUUACAACAUAACACAUAACAGUCUCAUCAGCAACUUCAAUAAUAUGCAGAAUGUUAACAACACUUCUGAGACAAAACCCAAUAUAAUCCCCCCUUCAGUCAGUCAAUUCACGUUCCAUAUUAGUAUUAGUCCAUUUAUGUCUCUUAUCACAGUUCUACCUCCACCAACCACUCUGGUUUGGUGAGGAAAGGAAAAAAAGUAAAAUAUGGUGUUGAAGUAAAAAAAUAAUAAAAUAAAUUCAGAGCUCUUAGAAAAACUUUGUCAAUCUACCCGGGUAGUGUGUGUGUGUGUGUGGAUAAGCCCAGUGCUUAUCUGCAAAGAUGAGUAAAAUCCUCGUUCGCCGUCCUUCUGGGUGGAGCGAUGCGUCUCUGGAAGAAAACCCCUGGAUUCGCCUUCCAAUCGCCGAUCGAGUAUCCAGCAACUGUCUCUCGCACUAUGUCUCAACAAAGUAAACAAACAACUGGAAAAAGGGAUGCGUGGUAAGCAAAUCCUAAUAGUCUGUAACUAUAAAAACCUUAACACUUAGAAAAAAGGUUCUUAUUCUCUUCGGUACUCCAUGCGCUGGGUGCGUUCUUCUUCUAGCUUGCUGGCUAUCUGCUCCGCUGCAGCUCUU